Molecule: messenger RNA, 777 nt
Organism: Aureobasidium uvarum
Lineage: Eukaryota; Fungi; Ascomycota; Dothideomycetes; Dothideales; Saccotheciaceae
Source: the annotation of a GenBank genome assembly
AUGCCUGCGCGCGUGUCACCACCACCGGCGGCCGACCUGAGCAGUGGCCUCACCAAGGAACAGCUCGACUUCUGGAACACAAAUGGCUAUCUGCUCAUCCCCGACGCACUGAGUCCAGACACGACCAAGGCACUUCUCGAGNAAGCUUACACCAUGCUCGACGAUUUCUCUCUCGACGACCACCCCAUGACCAAGUUCAGUACCGGCGAGAAGAGCGACCACGUUGGUGACGACUACUUUCUCGACUCUGGCGACAAGACUANNGACGCCUUCGACGCCGACGGGCACCUCACCAAGCCCAAGGCUAAGGCCAUCAACAAGAUCGGCCACUACCUACACGGCCNNUCUCCUCUCUACCGUAGCGCCUCGCUCUCCUCGGCCAAUGCCGCACUCGCAAAAUCCNUCGGCUAUCACGACCCAAGAAUUCUCCAGUCAAUGAUCAUCUGCAAGCAACCUGAGAUCGGUGGCCGCGUCCCUCCCCACCAAGACAGCACCUUUCUAUACACAGAUCCACCUUCGGCCGUUGGCUUCUGGUACGCUCUCGAGGACGCAACAGCAGAAAACGGCUGUUUGAGUUUCGCAGCCGGGAGUCACAAGCGCGCCCCCAUCCGCUCUCGCUUUGUGAGACAGUAUGAGGAGGACGGUACACCCNACAGCAAAGGCACUGGUUUCCCGAGAAUGGGGCACCAAUGGCCGCAAGGACUCCAGNAAGACACCGAAGGAUCAAAAAGCAACGUCGCUAUGAACUUGGCUGCCACAAGCCAGUUAUCCCUGUGG